Mesoplodon densirostris (Blainville's beaked whale) is the source of this 1338-nucleotide messenger RNA. RefSeq names its product septin 14 (gene SEPTIN14). Bases 1 to 1338 code for a protein of 445 amino acids. Gene Ontology annotation, biological process: cytoskeleton-dependent cytokinesis. Gene Ontology annotation, cellular component: septin ring; septin complex; cell division site. The record is from RefSeq and is a predicted model, not a curated record. The transcript has 11 exons. Gene Ontology annotation, molecular function: molecular adaptor activity; GTP binding; GTPase activity. Lineage: Eukaryota; Metazoa; Chordata; Mammalia; Artiodactyla; Ziphiidae.
AUGGCAGAAAAACCAAUGCGUAUGUCCACACAAAUAUCCGAUGAUGAAGAUAUACAAAAAGAAGAUAAUAUCCGUUGCUUAACUAUGGUUGGUCGUUUUGGUUUUGAUUGUUUGCCUCAUCAACUGGUGAACAAAUCUGUUCAACAAGGGUUCUUUUUUAAUAUUCUCUGUGUGGGGGAAACUGGGAUUGGAAAAUCAACAUUGAUCGACACACUGUUCAAUACUAAUUUGAAAGACAAAAAAUCCUCACAUUUUUACCCAAAUGUUGGACUUAAAAUUCAGACAUAUGAACUUCAGGAAAGCAAUAUUCAAUUGAAUUUAACUGUUGUGAAAACAGUGGGGUAUGGUGAUCAAAUAAACAAGGAAGCCAGCUACCAGCCAAUAGUUGACUACAUAGAUGCUCAAUUUGAGUCCUAUCUUCAAGAAGAAUUGAAAAUUAAGCGUUCCUUUGUUGACUACCAUGAUUCCCGUAUCCACGUGUGCCUUUACUUCAUUUCACCUACAGGACAUUCUCUGAAACCCCUUGAUCUAUUAACCAUGAAGAACAUUGACAGGAAGGUGAACAUUAUACCACUGAUUGCCAAAGCAGAUACAAUUUCUAAAAAAGAUUUACAGAAAUUUAAGUGUAAGAUAAUGAGUGAAUUGAUUAGUAAUGGCAUCCAGAUAUACCAGCUCCCAACAGAUGAUGAAGCUACCACGCACGUGAACACCUCAAUGAAUGGACUCUUACCUUUUGCUGUAGUAGGAAGUAUGGAUGAAGUGAAAGUUGGAAAAAGAAUGGUCAGAGGACGUCAGUACCCUUGGGGAGUUUUACAAGUGGAAAAUGAAAAUCACUGUGACUUUGUUAAGCUCCGGGAUGUUCUUCUUUAUACAAACAUGGAAGACUUGAAAGAACAAACCCACACUUGGCACUAUGAACGUUAUAGGUUCAGCAAACUUCAGAAAAUGGGAUUUACUGAUGUGGGUCCAGACAACCAGCCAGUUAGUUUUCAAGAGAUCUAUGAAGCCAAAAGGCAGGAUUUCUUGGAUCAAUGUCAGAGGGAAGAAGAAGAGUUGAAACAGAAGUUUAUGCAGAGAGUAAAGGAGAAAGAAAAAGCAUUUAAAGAAGCUGAAAAAAAGCUACAGGACAAGUUUGAGCAUCUUAAGAGGGUCCAACAAGAGGAGACAAUGAAACUUGAGAAGGAGAGAAGACAACUGGAAGAAGAAAUAAUAGAUUUUUAUAAAAUGAAGGCUGCCUCUGGAACAGUGCAGACUCAGGGGUGUACCAAUAUAAGGAAGGACAAAGAUAUCCAUAGGGCUCUAGAGCACAGACUCAGUAGUUGUGGUUCAUGGGCUUAG